AUGGUCAUCUGGAACGACUCUCCUGAUCGUCAGCUCUUGAUGACGAUGAUUCAUCUGACGCCCGAAGAGAAAUCUGGCAAACAGUGGGAAGUCGUGGCCAAACGCAUGGGCGAAGGCUUCACCGCUGAGGCCACACGUCAACACUACCAGAAGCUCCGCCUUGAGUACACCAAUGCCAAUGGCGAACAGAAUGAUUCAACUCGGGGCGCGUCCAAAGCCAAAGCUGGUAAAGCUGGUAACAAGGCCGAACAGUCAGACGAGGCCAGCCCAGCCAAGACCACACCUCGCAAGCGUACCAAAAAGGUUGACUCCGAGAUCAAAGUGGAGAAGGGAGGCAGUGGCGAUGGUGACCACGAGCUCCCUUCGGCUAGUCCCAAGAAGAAGGUCAAGAGUGAGCAUUGA
Messenger RNA from Dissoconium aciculare CBS 342.82, 402 nucleotides. RefSeq lists its product as uncharacterized. The record is from RefSeq and is a predicted model, not a curated record. The transcript has 2 exons. Bases 1 to 402 code for a protein of 133 amino acids. Lineage: Eukaryota; Fungi; Ascomycota; Dothideomycetes; Mycosphaerellales; Dissoconiaceae.